AUGGCCAUGAAAGACCUCCUUCUAUACAUUUCUUUUCUGAUUGGCAUUCAUAUAGUAUUGGGGGCAGCUACAAAUCAACGUUGCUCUGGCAAUACCGCAAAAGAUCGAAGCAAGUGGUGCAACUACGAUAUAAAUACGGAUUACUACAAUGUGGUACCAAACACUGGCGUUACUAGGGAAUAUUGGUUCGACAUCCGCGAGGAACAUUUGGCCCCUGACGGGGUCUCUCGAUAUGUGCAGGUCAUCAAUGGUUCAAUACCAGGACCUACUAUACACGCCAAUUGGGGUGACGAAGUGGUUGUCCACGUCAGAAACGAUCUUUCGAGCUCAACCAAUGGAACCAGUAUCCAUUGGCACGGUAUUCGGCAAAAUUAUACCAACCAGAAUGAUGGUGUUGUCUCUGUCACCGAAUGUCCGACUGCUCCGGGAAAUACAAUCACCUACAAAUGGCGCGCCACUCAGUACGGAACUACAUGGUAUCAUUCUCAUUUUUCCCUGCAAGCCUGGGAAGGUGUUUUUGGAGCCAUUGUCAUUGAUGGGCCUGCAAGUGCAAAUUACGAUGAGGAUGUAGGCGCUAUUGUCUUGACUGACUGGAGUCAUAAAACAGCAGACGAGCUGUACUAUUACGAUAAAAAGAACGGCCCUCCGUACUUGGAGAAUGGUUUAAUAAAUGGUAUCAAUAUUUAUAACAAUGGUCAUCAACAGGUUGGCCAACGUUUUACCACUAAAUUCCAAUCUGGUAGUUCCUACCGUCUUCGCCUGGUCAAUACUGCCCUUGACACUCACUUCUCCUUUUCUAUCGACAACCAUACUAUGACUGUAAUUGCGGCAGACCUUGUUCCAGUUGAGCCAUAUACUACAGAUGUUCUCCCCAUAGGCAUUGCGCAACGAUACGAUGUCAUUGUCAAGGCAGAUCAAGCUCAUGUUGCCAACAAAUUCUGGAUGCGUGCAGUUCCCCAGACUGAUUGUUCGAGCAACAACAGUACCGAUAACAUUCGGGGCAUUGUUUACUAUGGCAAUGCACAAGGCACCCCGUCGACCACUGGUUAUAAUACCACAACAGGCUGUACCGAUCAAUCAGGUAGUCUGACGCCAGUAGUGUCAAAAACUGUUUCUCAAGACUUUGCAUACUACGAAAACGAAACAGUGACUCUUGGCACCGACAGCGCAGGGCUGUUUAUUUGGCAAGUUAACGACGUGUCAAUGCUGGUUGAUUGGCAAAACCCUACACUGCUGCAAGUCUACAAUAACCAAAAAAACUGGUCCAACACCGAAGGAGUCAUAGAAGUCGACGAAGCCAACAGAUGGGUCUAUGUCCUAGUACAAAGUAGCCUAAGUGUCCCACAUCCGAUUCACUUGCAUGGCCAUGACUUUUCUGUUCUUGCUCAGGGAACCGGAACCUACGACCCAAGUACAGCUGUGAGUAAAUUCGACAACCCAGCGCGCCGAGACACCGCCAUGCUUUUGGCAGGGGGUUACCUUCUUUUAGCAUUCCAGACUGAUAAUCCUGGGGCUUGGUUGAUGCACUGCCACAUCGGCUUUCAUACAGUCGGAGGUCUUGCCAUCCAGUUUGUCGAACGGUAUAGUGAGAUUCGGGGCCUAAUUGACUAUAACACUCUUUCCCACACAUGUAAUUCUUGGGAUCACUGGCAGAACUCUACACAUCUGGUGGAUAUCGACUCUGGAGUUUAG
This is a messenger RNA of Talaromyces amestolkiae, 1692 nucleotides long. RefSeq lists its product as uncharacterized. NCBI's taxonomy places the organism in Eukaryota, Fungi, Ascomycota, Eurotiomycetes, Eurotiales, Trichocomaceae. The coding region runs from base 1 to 1692 and encodes 563 amino acids. The transcript is spliced from 2 exons. The record is from RefSeq and is a predicted model, not a curated record. Gene Ontology annotation, molecular function: copper ion binding; oxidoreductase activity.